Molecule: messenger RNA, 2071 nt
Organism: Pogonomyrmex barbatus (red harvester ant)
Lineage: Eukaryota; Metazoa; Arthropoda; Insecta; Hymenoptera; Formicidae
Gene: galla-2
Product: MIP18 family protein galla-2
Cellular component (GO): cytosolic [4Fe-4S] assembly targeting complex
Source: RefSeq, a predicted model, not a curated record
GGUUAUGACUCCCAAGUAGUGAUCUACGGAGCUAACCUCUUUUUCUAACCUUCUCUUUCGCACUGCGCGCCAUUUUGGCAGAAAGUGUAACAAAGUACAAAGCAUCUGUGGGCAGUCACACAUUUGUGAUCUGUGCAGGCAAAUUAUGAAGAUUUUUCAAUGAGUGACGCAAUGAGUGAGAAUUUAGAGAACAUUAAUCCGAAACUUUACAAGAAAUUGGAUGCUCGAGAAAUUACAGCUGAAGAGCAUGACGAAGAUGUUGCGGAUGAAUUUGACGCGCGAGAGAUUUUCGAUAUAAUUAGGAAUAUCAACGAUCCAGAGCAUCCUUUGACUUUAGAGGAAUUAAAUGUGGUGGAACAGAAUCUCAUUGAGGUUGAUGACAAAAGGAACAAAGUGGAUGUAAAGUUUACACCUACAAUUCCACAUUGCAGUAUGGCUACUUUGAUUGGAUUGUCAAUUCGAGUACAAUUGUUACGCGCAUUACCUGCUAGGUUCAAGGUUAGUGUGGAGAUAUCCCCAGGUACUCACUUUUCGGAGGCAGCAGUAAACAAGCAACUUGCGGAUAAGGAAAGGGUGGCUGCGGCUUUAGAAAAUUCUAUGCUACUUGGUGUGAUUAAUCAGUGUUUGGCACCGAAAAAUUAGUGAAUUUAUUACAAUAUGGAAUAGUGAGGGAAAGGUAAAAUGAAAUAUGCAGCACAUAGAAAGUUAAUAUAAUCUAUUCUGUGCAGCCACGCGUGUGUUGUUUGAUGCACUUUCUUUGUGGUGGAAAUUAAAAUAAUAACUAUCGCCAAUUAGGGGGUCAUCACAUUGAUUCGCUGUAUUCUUUCAUUCAUUUUAUAUAUGUAUAUAUGUAUAUAUAUCGCAAUUAAAAAAAAAUAUAUAUUUAUCUGUACAAUUUUCCGAUAUCAUACACUACGUGCUGCUCCGGUGAUACUAUAUACUUCAUUAAUGUGUUAAGUCUAAGCCGCUCCUUAAGAAGACAUCAUUUGUCCAUUUCCAUUAAUGCGGAUUAACUUUAAUCUCGAUUCAACUUACCUCUUAUCUAUUUCAUUCUAAUGAAAAGAUGAAGAGCAAAUUAAACCGAGAGUAAAAUUAAUAAACAUCGGUAAAAGUGGACCGGGUAGUUAAUCGCGCGAACAAUGCCUCGCAAAUCAGAAAAUACGCGUUUCCCUCGCACAUCUAUGUAGAUCUAUACAAAUCUAUGAUAUGUCAUUAAGGAACGAAUCAAAUUGCAUACGGUCUAAAUUUCACUGGCUAAAAUGUGUAGCCUAAUCCUUCGUCGAAAAAUAUACUUAAAAAUAAUCUCCGUCCCGUAAAAUAUAUCCUAUAUUGCAUCGUUCCCUCUAACCGCGUGUAUAUCGUGUUUUCUACGAACGCGAUGAUCACGGGCAUUAUAGCCCCUCUGAUGAAUUUUUUAUGGCUAGGCUAUCGGUAGGACGUGACUACUUAUGUAGUUUGUGCUGCUUCGCAGUAUUCGUACGAUCAACGAUUAUAUGCUCUGACACGUGUCACGAAAUCUAUCUAUACCUUUAAUUUUGACAUGACGCAAAGUAGCAAAUAACCUGCUUAAGCUCUAAAAAUAGAAUACUUGCGUUCAAUUGCGAAUCAUCUAUUUCGCAACACGAUGGUCGAGAGAAUUCGUCAAAGAUUUUAAGUAUCAUAAGCAGAUUGCGGACUUUUAUACAAAUACGUAAGAAAAUGAACAGAAAAGUUUUGUCGAGAAAAAGUAUCUUUUUAUUAUACGUCAAUAAAAAAAUUGCGUUUCUUUUUAAUUGUAUUUAAUUGCUGUUAAUUUAUUUUUCUUAUACUUUGUGAAUCUAAAACUCAAAGUUAGAAUAAAAAUGGCGUGUCGUCUUUAUUUCAAUAAAUUAAGACAAAAAUUUCUCUCUUCCAAGAUAAUUGAAAUUCUAAAAUACCGAGGCAUUAAUUAAUGAUGAUUCCAUGUAUUUGCAUAAACGCCUGCGUUUUUAAUCGCGAAUAAUCGCGUCUCAUUGCCGCAUUAUGUUAUGUUCCCUUAUUAUACAGUUAACACAAUGUAACAUUCUAAUUUAAAUACUUUUGCAAAUGAAAA